Phaeoacremonium minimum UCRPA7 is the source of this 864-nucleotide messenger RNA. RefSeq names its product putative family decarboxylase protein. The coding region runs from base 1 to 864 and encodes 287 amino acids. Gene Ontology annotation, biological process: DNA damage checkpoint signaling; positive regulation of transcription by RNA polymerase II. The record is from RefSeq and is a predicted model, not a curated record. The transcript has a single exon. Gene Ontology annotation, cellular component: nucleus. NCBI's taxonomy places the organism in Eukaryota, Fungi, Ascomycota, Sordariomycetes, Togniniales, Togniniaceae. Gene Ontology annotation, molecular function: histone binding.
AUGUCCUUCGCGAUUUCCUUCCAGUCCAAGAGAACGGGAGAGAACCUUGACCAGUAUAAUGAGAGAAUGGAGCAUGCCAGAGCGGUAGAAAAGAAGAUUCAACAAGGCGGAGGCAGAGUCCUCGCUGAGGGUUUUGAUGAACUCUUCGAAGCGUCGCCCAUCAACAGCGCAGAUUAUAGUCCCACUGCAUCACAGCCAGAUGAUGAGCUCAGGCUGACAUCUGGCGCAGCAUCUGGGGGGUUCACCGCGCUGAUUGCGGACGGCCACUCACGCAAGGUCAAGUACAUGCAGGCGCUUGCGCUCGGUUUGCCUUGUAUUGCAUCUCGCUGGAUUACAACCUGCUUUGACAGGCAAGAAAUCGUGGAUUGGAGCCCCUACCUUCUCUGCGCUGGUGUAUCCUCUUUCCUUGGAGAUGCCAUCCGAUCACGCAACCUUACCCCCUAUGAUGCCAAGUCAGCGAGACUAUGCGACGUCGUGGAUCGCAGGACGAUGCUCCUGGAAGGGAACAAGAUUCUACUCAUCAUGAAGAAAUCAGGGGAGAGCAAGAGGAUGGCAUAUGUCUUCCUUGCUCGUGUUCUGGGGGCUUGCCUGUCACGCGUCUAUUCUAUUGAUGAGGCAAAGGUGAAGCUGAAGGCUGCUGAAGAUGCCGGUCAGCCUUUCGAUUGGGUAUAUGUAGAUGAGAAGACAGCAGGCAAAGGCGAGCUAUUCCUCGCUAGAACUGCCGAAGGAAAGAAGCGGAAGAGGGGCGGCACCGGGACAUAUCAUGGGCCGCCGCCGAAAAAAGUGCGGACGUUGAGCGAUGAGCUUGUGGUUCAGAGCCUCAUCUUUGGGAGCAUUAUUGAGGAAGGCGAAAUGGAUGACUGA